Messenger RNA from Botrytis sinoallii, 4731 nucleotides. RefSeq lists its product as uncharacterized. The record is from RefSeq and is a predicted model, not a curated record. Gene Ontology annotation, cellular component: cytoplasm. Gene Ontology annotation, biological process: chorismate biosynthetic process; aromatic amino acid biosynthetic process. The transcript is spliced from 2 exons. Lineage: Eukaryota; Fungi; Ascomycota; Leotiomycetes; Helotiales; Sclerotiniaceae. Gene Ontology annotation, molecular function: shikimate kinase activity; 3-dehydroquinate dehydratase activity; 3-dehydroquinate synthase activity. The coding region runs from base 1 to 4731 and encodes 1576 amino acids.
AUGGGAUCUUCAACUCCUCAAAAUCCCACGCGGAUCGCCAUUCUAGGAAACGAAGACAUCAUUGUUGAUUUCGAUAUCUGGCGCAAUUUCGUUGCAGAAGAUUUGCUCUCAGACCUCCCCUCAUCUACCUAUGUUCUCAUCACAGAUACCAAUCUCUCACCCCUCUAUGUCCCCGCUUUCCAGCAAUCCUUCGAGGCACUUGCUGCCAAAUCGAGCUCAACACCUCGACUUCUUACCUACGAAAUUCCCCCAGGAGAGAAUUCUAAGAGCAGAGAAACAAAGGCCGAGAUCGAGGAUUGGAUGUUGUCGCAUCAAUGUACAAGGGACACAGUUAUAAUUGCUUUGGGGGGAGGAGUCAUUGGUGAUAUGAUUGGUUAUGUUGCAGCAACUUUCAUGCGCGGUGUACGAUUCGUACAAGUACCAACAACAUUGCUAGCCAUGGUUGACUCCUCAAUUGGUGGAAAGACCGCAAUCGACACGCCUUUGGGAAAGAAUCUGGUUGGCGCCUUUUGGCAACCAAAGAGAAUCUACAUAGAUUUGCGAUUCUUAGAAACCCUGCCGGUUCGCGAAUUUAUCAAUGGCAUGGCAGAAGUGGUCAAAACUGCCGCAAUCUGGGACGAAACUGAAUUCUCUGCCCUUGAGGAUAAUGCAAAUCUUAUUAUGACUACAAUUCGAGCCAAGAAUACCGAACGUUCUACAAGAUUAGCUCCUAUCCAGGACAUAUUGAAGAGAAUAGUGCUAGGCUCAGCGAAGACCAAGGCAGAUGUCGUAUCAGCAGAUGAGAGAGAAGGUGGACUACGAAAUAUUUUAAAUUUUGGCCAUUCAAUUGGACACGCAUUUGAAGCAAUCUUGACACCGCAGGUUCUUCACGGAGAAGCUGUAGCUAUUGGAAUGGUAAAGGAGGCGGAAUUGGCCCGACAUCUGGGUGUUUUGAAACCAGGAGCAGUUGCUCGUCUUGUCAAAUGCAUAGCAAGUUAUGGCCUCCCCACUUCCCUUGCAGACAAGCGCAUCCAAAAGCUCACGGCAGGCAAGCCAUGCCCCGUCGAUGUUUUAUUAGAGAAAAUGGGUGUUGACAAGAAAAAUGAUGGAAAGAAGAAGAAGAUUGUUUUGCUUUCCGCCAUUGGUAAAACACAUGAACCUAAGGCCAGCGUCGUGGAGGACCGAGCAAUCCGAGUCGUCUUAUCUGACUCGAUAGAAGUUACCCCAGGCGUGCCCGAGACUUUGAAGGUGGAGGUGACACCACCAGGCUCAAAGAGUGUUUCUAACAGAGCACUUGUACUUGCGGCUCUUGGCACAGGUUCUUGUCGCAUCAAGAAUCUCCUGCAUUCGGAUGACGUAGAAUUCAUGCUUACAUCAAUCGGUAAGCUUGGUGGUGCUACAUAUGCAUGGGAAGACGCAGGUGAGAUUCUUUGUGUGCAAGGUAAAGGGGGUGAUUUGCAUGCCAGUCCUACAGAACUCUAUAUUGGAAAUGCAGGCACUGCAUCUCGUUUCCUCACAACCGUCCUCUCGCUGUGCAAGCCUUCAGCCACAACAAAGUCUACCGUUCUUACAGGAAAUGCACGUAUGAAGGUCAGACCUAUUGGCCCAUUAGUUGACUCGUUACGUACCAACGGUGUUGAUAUCGAAUACCUUGAGAAUGAACACAGUCUUCCGGUCAAUGUUGCUGCUUCCGGUGGGUUUGCCGGAGGAGACAUUAAUCUAGCCGCUACUGUGUCGUCUCAAUAUGUCUCCUCUCUUCUUAUGUGUGCUCCAUACGCCAAGAAUCCGGUGACUCUACGCCUUGUUGGUGGGAAGCCAAUUUCCCAACUCUAUAUUGAUAUGACAACAGCGAUGAUGGCAGCUUUCGGUAUCCACGUCGUCCGAUCACAGACGGAAGAACACACAUAUCAUAUUCCGCAAGGAGUCUACAAAAAUCCAGAAGAGUAUGUGGUUGAGAGUGAUGCUAGCUCGGCAACUUACCCACUUGCUGUAGCUGCUAUCUCUGGAACUACUUGCACGAUCCCAAAUAUUGGAUCCAAAUCGAUUCAAGGUGAUGCUCGAUUUGCUAUUGAUGUUUUGAAACCAAUGGGAUGUACUGUAGUACAGACUGAUUAUUCUACCACUGUGACUGGUCCUCCCAUCGGUUCACUUCAAGCUAUUGAGGAGGUUGACAUGGAGCCAAUGACAGACGCUUUCUUGACCGCUUCAGUACUAGGCGCAGUUGCAAAGGGUACAACUAGAAUAAGGGGGAUCGCCAACCAGCGCGUCAAAGAAUGCAAUCGAAUCAAAGCCAUGAAAGAUGAACUUGCAAAGUUCGGCGUUACAUGUCGUGAGCUCGAAGAUGGAAUUGAGGUCGAUGGUCUACCUAUAAAUGAGUUGAAGCACCCAGCUCAAGGCAUUCACUCUUAUGACGAUCACCGUGUUGCAAUGAGUUUCAGUGUGUUGUCCGUCGCUGCAACCCAACCGGUUCUCAUUGAAGAGCGUGAAUGUGUUGGCAAGACCUGGCCAGGAUGGUGGGAUAUCCUUUCGCAGUCAUUCCAAGUAGGACUUGCUGGUAAGGAAGUCAAAGCUACGCAUAGCAAAAAGAGUGGAAUUCCUGCCCUUCCAGACAAGUCUAUCUUCAUUAUUGGCAUGCGUGGAGCUGGAAAAACCACCGCUGGUGCCUGGGCUGCGAAGAUUCUCGGACGACCUUACAAGGAUCUUGAUGUAGAAUUGGAACGCGUCUCGGGAAUGCCAAUACCUGACAUGGUCAGAUCGAAGGGUUGGGAUUUCUUCAGAGCUGCUGAACUAGACCUUCUGAAGCAUUGCCUGAAAGACCAGUCAGAGAAGCAUGUGUUUGCUUGUGGUGGUGGAGUCGUCGAGAUGCCUGAGGCACGUGAGCUCUUGAUCAAUUUCCAUAAGUCUGGUGGAAUUGUCCUUUUGGUUCACAGAGAUACAGAGCAGGUCAUGGAUUAUCUUCGCAUAGACAAAACUCGACCUGCAUAUGUUGAGGAUAUGAUGGGAGUCUACAUUCGUCGCAAGCCCUGGUUCAAUGAAUGCAGUAACUUCCAAUACCAUAGUAAGGGCAGCGGGACUGGUGCUCUGUCCGUUGCGGAACAGGACUUCUCUAGGUUCUUACAUCACAUUUCAGGAAAGAGCUUACACUUUGAUGAGAUGCGAAACAAGUCACACUCAUUCUUCGUUUCCCUCACAAUGCCUGAUAUAUCAUCAGCAGCAGAUAUAUUGCCUGGCAUUGCGGUGGGCUCUGAUGCUGUAGAAGUGCGUGUUGAUUUAUUGGAGGAUCCGUCUUCCACGAAUGGAAUUCCGGGUGUUGAUUUCCUAAGUGUUCAGAUUGCACAUCUGAGAUCAAUGCUUCAUUUACCUGUGAUUUUUACCGUGCGGACAGUUAGUCAGGGAGGUCGCUUCCCGGACGCUGCACAUGAAGAGGCACUAAAACUCUAUAAGCUGGCCGUGAAGAUGGGUAUCGAAUAUAUCGACUUGGAGAUUGCUUUCCCUGAUGAGAUUCUACAGGAAGUUACUGAAGCUAAAGGAUUCUCUAGAAUUAUAGCUUCACACCAUGACCCUGAGGGAACUUUGUCGUGGAAAAAUGGUGGAUGGUUCCAGCAUUACAAUAGAGCUCUUCAAUAUGGAGAUAUUAUCAAGCUUGUCGGAUCUGCUAAGAGUAUCGAGGAUAACUUUGCUCUUGCUAAAUUCAAGAAGACGAUGGCGGUUGCUCACGAUACACCUUUGAUUGCCAUCAACAUGGGUGUGGCUGGAAAACUCAGUCGUGUUUUAAAUGGGUUCAUGACACCGGUUUCGCAUCCAGCAUUGCCUUUCAAAGCAGCUCCUGGUCAACUCUCCGCUGCUGAGAUCAGAUCCACUUUGUCGACUCUUGGAGAGAUAGAGCCAAAAUCAUUCUAUCUUUUUGGUACCCCUAUCUCCCAAUCACGAUCACCUGCGCUACACAACACUCUUUUCAAGCAGACAGGAUUGCCCCAUCAAUACUCUAGACUGGAAACUGAUGUAGCAUCUGAUGUACAAGAUGUCAUUCGUGCUCCAAAUUUCGGUGGUGCAUCUGUCACAAUUCCAUUGAAACUCGACAUCAUACCUCUUCUCGACUCGGUCACUGAUGCAGUGAAGGUCAUCGGUGCAGUCAAUACCAUCAUUCCUAGUGCAGAUAAUCCACCCCGUCUCAUUGGUGAAAACACUGAUUAUCUCGGAAUGACUCACUCACUCAUAUCCGCCUCUUAUACUCCAUCACCCGUUGACUCACCUUCUCCCGCCCUCGUCAUCGGUGCUGGAGGUACUGCUCGCGCUGCUAUCUACGCCCUACACUCUCUCGGUCACUCUCCUAUCUACAUGGUCGCGCGCACCCCUUCCAAACUCGAAGUUUUGAUCUCUUCUUUCCCUACAUCUUUCAACAUAAUCCCGCUUCCAAGCACUACUUCGGCGACUGAACUCGCCAUUCCUCCUUCGGUUGCUAUCAGUACCAUACCUGCUGAUCGCCCGAUUGAAAGCAACAUGCGGGAAAUUCUUGCCAUUUUGUUGAGACAUGAGAAGAGGGACGAGGGAAAGCAGAGGACACUGUUGGAGAUGGCUUAUAAGCCUUCUCAAACUCCUCUUAUGAGAAUGGCAGAAGAUGCUGGUUGGGUUACGAUUCCUGGGUUGGAGGUUUUGAGCGCACAGGGGUGGUUUCAGUUCCAAAAAUGGACGGGAAUUAGACCUUUGUAUGCCGAUGCUCGGGCAGCAGUUAUGGAUGACAGUAUUGCUUAG